Molecule: messenger RNA, 321 nt
Organism: Brenthis ino (lesser marbled fritillary)
Lineage: Eukaryota; Metazoa; Arthropoda; Insecta; Lepidoptera; Nymphalidae
Source: the annotation of a GenBank genome assembly
AUGGGACAACAAUUCGACACGAUCGGUGAGAGUUCAGGCGCAGGACCGAAGGCUUUACAUGCUCUGAGCUCUCCGAGACACGGGAGUGAAACACCCGCCAACUUUCCAACUCCGGACUGUUACUCAAACCGAGACUCGGACUCAGGACCUCUGGAUUUGCAGCCGUACAUGCUAACUACUAGACCAUCGAGGCAGUUAAUUAAACGAAGAUAUAUCGAUGCCAUCUUCAAAGAGUUAUUAAAGAUCAGACGAAAUCCUAUGGCGAAAUAUUUAAUUGGACUUGAGAAAUCCAUGUUGCCAAAUAUUAUGCAAAAAAAUAUA